UCAGAUGUCCCAGUAGUUGCGGCUCUGGCGCUCCGCACCCUCCGUCUGCGGCAGCGGGGGCUGGUGGCCCCGGCCCCUGCCUGGCCCCCCUCCCCCAACCUCAUGCCUCAGCCCUAACCCCGCCGCCCUCCCAUGCGGAGGGCCUUUCCCGGUGCCCCCCGCCCGCCCCAUCCACGUCGGGCGCCAUGAACGACCAGUACCACCGGGCAGCCCGGGAUGGCUACCUGGAGCUCCUUAAGGAGGCCACCCGGAAGGAGCUAAAUGCCCCCGACGAGGAUGGCAUGACCCCCACUCUCUGGGCUGCCUACCACGGCAACCUUGAGUCUCUGCGCCUCAUUGUGAGCCGCGGGGGUGACCCGGACAAGUGUGACAUCUGGGGCAACACACCCCUGCACCUGGCAGCUUCCAAUGGCCACUUGCACUGCCUGUCCUUCCUGGUGUCCUUCGGGGCCAACAUCUGGUGCCUAGACAAUGACUACCACACGCCGCUGGACAUGGCCGCCAUGAAGGGCCACAUGGAGUGCGUGCGCUACCUGGACUCCAUCGCGGCCAAGCAGAGCAGCCUCAACCCCAAGCUGGUGGGCAAGCUGAAGGACAAGGCCUUCCGCGAGGCGGAGCGGCGCAUCCGCGAGUGCGCCAAGCUGCAGCGCAAGCACCACGAGCGCAUGGAGCGGCGCUACCGGCGCGAGCUGGCCGAGCGCUCCGACACCCUCAGCUUCUCCAGCCUCACGUCCAGCACCCUGAGCCGCCGGCUGCAGCACCUGGCGCUGAGCAGCCACCUGCCCUACUCGCAAGCCACGCUGCACGGCACGUCCAGGGGCAAGACCAAGAUGCAGAAGAAGCUGGAGCGGCGAAAGCAGGGCGGCGAAGGCACCUUCAAGGUCUCCGAGGAUGGGCGCAAGAGCGUGCGCUCGCUCUCCGGCCUGCAGCUGGGCAGUGAUGUGAUGUUCGUGCGCCAGGGCACCUACGCCAACCCCAAGGAGUGGGGCCGAGCCCCGCUCCGGGACAUGUUCCUCUCGGACGAGGACAGCGUCUCCCGUGCCACGCUGGCGGCCGAGCCUGCUCACUCGGAGGUCAGCACCGACUCAGGCCACGACUCCCUGUUUACCCGCCCCGGCCUGGGCACCAUGGUGUUCCGCAGAAACUACUUGAGCAGUGGGCUUCAGGGACUGGGCCGCGAGGAUGGGGGGCUGGACGGGGUGGGCGCGCCGAGGGGUCGGCUGCAGAGCUCCCCCAGCCUGGACGACGACAGCCUGGGCAGUGCCAACAGCCUGCAGGACCGCAGCUGUGGGGAGGAGCUGCCCUGGGACGAGCUGGACUUGGGCUUGGACGAAGACCUGGAGCCCGAGACCAGCCCGCUAGAGACCUUCCUGGCCUCUCUGCACAUGGAGGACUUUGCCGCCCUCCUGCGGCAGGAGAAGAUCGACCUCGAAGCUCUGAUGCUGUGCUCUGACCUCGACCUCCGCAGCAUCAGCGUCCCCCUGGGGCCCCGAAAGAAGAUCUUGGGGGCCGUGAGGAGGCGGCGGCAGGCGAUGGAGCGCCCGCCGGCCCUGGAGGACACAGAGCUGUAACCGGGGCUCCUCUCCCCACACCAAAAUGAAUUGCAAGUUGCCACAACCUAUGGUGGGGCCUCGAGGUCCCCACGGUCGCCAGCUCUGCAGUCCCCUUCCCAGGAGCAAGAACCACAUGGUCAACUCCUUUGAAAGCCUGUCUACACCUUGAAGCAGAGGGUGUGGUCUGGAGGCACCAGAAGGGCAAGAGAAUGUUCCAGAACUCCAGUUCUGAGAGGUCUCCAAGGCCCUGAGGCACCCCCUCCGAGCAGCCCUAAAGGACAUGUAGACAUGGGGGAGGCCUGCUCCAGAGGGAGGGCACGGGCAUUGGAGCUGGGUGGGAGUGUGGGAGGUGGAUGCGGGAGGGCGCCGCACCUGUCCCGGGUGCUGUGGCCUCUCCCACCCCUCCUCUGAGGGUCCUACUCUCUUGUGCUGAGGCCAGAGACUUGCUCGCUUCCUGCAUUUUUGUGAAGGGAAGAGUUUGGCCUGCCUCCCCUCCUCCUGUCCACCCCAGAGGGGACGUUCCCCAGCCGACUCUUCAGCCAAAUGCCCUCUCAAUCUGCACCGCAACCCAAGCAUAGCCAGCACCCCCUCCUUCACCCACUGGCCAAGGCCCGGAGCUGGAGAGCCAGGUUGGGGUGGGGUGGGGGUACUGACGCCCUUCCCAGCUCAUCCAGGGGUAGAGCCUGGCCUGUCUUCCUCCAGCCUCCCCCUUCUUCCUUGUGCAGCCUGGCCCCCCAGGGACUCCACAGGGCCAGGGCGCUAGAUGCAAGGUGCUAGACCAACAGGCUGCAGUAUUAUAGCCCCCAGGCCUGGCAGGCAUGCGCUGGGCUAGAGGAAGGCAUCUGCCAACCUCUUUAGUCUCGCAGCCCCAGGACAGGCAGAACAGGGCGUGGCUGGGUGUCAGGCCUGGGGUGGGUAAGUCCUGCGAUGUAGACACUGGAGAAAGUGGAUAAUUUAAACUGCAGAUUGUCCCCAGGUUGCCAGGGCUGUGUGUGUGCAUGUUUUUGUGCAUGUAUCAUGUGUACAUGUGUGGUAUGUGAGAGCGUGUUUGUGCACGUAUUCUGGGUAUGUGUGUGCACAUGCAUGCAUGUGCCCACGUGCAUGUGCAUGUGUGUUCAUGUGUGUGCGCAUGUGUGCAUGCUCGCGUUGGGUGUUGCGUGGUGGGCUUCCCUCCAGGUCUGGAAGGGACUGGGCUGCUUCGUGAUUCUGCAUGGAUGGGGAUAAGGGAGAGCUCAUGUGUCCCAGCCUUGUGAUGGUGGUGAGACCAGGGGAAAGGCCAGCUCAGAGGGUGCUCAGAGCAUGUGUCCUCAGAUAUGUGCCCCCAGAGCUCUCCAGCCAGACUGAGGUCACAGAUGUGGGAGAGUCCCUCAGGAGCCCGCCGACACAUGUGUGCCCCUUCACAUCCCAUGCAGAGGUGCCUUCCUCCUCUCUCAGCCAUGGCCCUGCAUCCCUGACCUGCUGGGAGCAUGGCCACAGCUCCCAGCUCCUCUUCGGGCCCUCUUGGCUAGGGCAGGGGAAAGAGAACCCUCAAGGCCUCUUUCUGGUCUGUGUGGGGGUUCCUAUACCCACACACAUGCCCAGAGCGGGGGGCAUGGAGGAGAUGGUCCCUGUCCCACUACAGGACACUGAGGACUUGGCUGCCUGCCACCGCCUCCAAAGCCCACCGCAGCGCUUUUUCCUGUUCUCUGGGCCUGAUCCUGGGGUCACCCCCAAGUGCCGACUUGUUUUUCCCAGAGCCCCAGGUGCUGCCCUUCUCUCCCGUUCCUUGUCCAUUUACCGCCGCAGCCCCUCCGGGUUCUCCCGGUGCAGGGGUGGAGCAGGCGCUGUGCUUCCACCGCUGUACCCUCAAUCCAUCCUUCAGGCUAACUACAACUUUUGUAGACAAUGUUCUCCAUCAGUGUC
This is a messenger RNA of Cebus imitator (Panamanian white-faced capuchin), 3455 nucleotides long. It is a transcript of the gene USH1G, whose product is annotated as USH1 protein network component sans. Gene Ontology annotation, molecular function: protein binding. The transcript is spliced from 3 exons. Gene Ontology annotation, biological process: sensory perception of light stimulus; sensory perception of sound; equilibrioception. Bases 186 to 1571 code for a protein of 461 amino acids. Lineage: Eukaryota; Metazoa; Chordata; Mammalia; Primates; Cebidae. The record is from RefSeq and is a predicted model, not a curated record.